Molecule: messenger RNA, 5018 nt
Organism: Paramuricea clavata
Lineage: Eukaryota; Metazoa; Cnidaria; Anthozoa; Malacalcyonacea; Plexauridae
Source: the annotation of a GenBank genome assembly
AUGUCAUCAUAUUGGUUUAGUUAUUUUGGCAAAUAUUUAAAAGGAAAAGCAUACAUUAUGGAGAAUAGAAAUCAGUAUUUUGAUGCUAUUGUGCAACAGUUGCAAAACAUUGUUGAAUCAAAUCAGUAUUGCAACAACCAGAUUGAGAGACAAAUAGGAGACGUUUUCAAAAGUGUGUUGCAGCUAAUGGAUACAAAAAGAGACAAAGACAUAGUUAAGGGACUAUUCGCUCAUGCCACAAGUGUGAAAUUUGUUUCUAAAAUUCAAAAAGUGCAAAACAAGUCAGCCAUCAUGAAUUGCAGGGAUGAGCUUAAGGGAAAUAUUGAAAUUUUUAAAAAUAUUCAAGAAACAUCUCAGGUGGUACGUAACGACAUGACAUGUAGCCAGCAAAGACGAUUGCAGAAUAGAAUUGUUCAGGCAAGGAAAGAUAAGGAAAUGAAACUGAAAUUAGAGAGCAGAGGGAGAAUGAUGAAAGCAGAAGAAUGGCCAGAACUUUGUAAGACAAUGGAAUAUAUAUUUGGAGAAUUUGACCAAAAAGAAAAAUCAGGUGGAGGUUUAGAGGCUCAUCCAAGACUGAAGAAUGAGGUAAUGUUUAGGAGCGUGGACAACAAUACAUUUAUGACGCAAGCAUUACAAAUUAUAAACGCUCUUUCUCCGCCAUCUUUCAACAUAUCUUUAAGCUCCUGCUAUAAUUACACCAUGACAUAUAAACAAAACACAGCAAGCGCCAAACGACACCACCAUGGAAAAAAUGUAAAUGCUAAUAUUUCCUUACAUCAUCCGCCCAAGACUCUUGUGAAAAACUUAGUGGUAAACCUUCUGCCUGGUACCCAGGCGCUAAUAAAUUUCAUGCGAGUCACUAUAUGAGAGGUUUAUAUGAAGUACUUAGUCACAUUAUAGGAGCGCAAAGGGGGGUGGGAUAUGAGCGUUCUGGCUAGCGCCUGGCCGAUCUUGGAACUGUCAUGGCGGACAACGAAGUUACUGGAGCGGAAACCUCAAGAAAACCAUUUGAUUACAGUAAAAGACCUGUUCAUGUAGCGUCUUUAAAUAGAAAAUUGCCAUGUCCUCAUCAUUUUUGUUCAAAAAAUGUGUUUUUUUUCGAAGUGGGUGGACUAGACCACCAUAUGCGAGCUAUACAUAAGACGAAAGUUAGAGAUGAUGAUAUGAAGGCUGCAAGAAGGCUGUUAAAUGAAUUACAUGGUGAAGAAACACGUAGAUGCCUCGAAGAAUUCUUCCUCUUACGAUCUACGCAGGUAUAAUUGCGUAUGAAUAUUUUAUCAUUUAUGUAUUAAAUGCUAUUUUGAAUUGCAAAUUUUUGUUUUGUGCUCUUGUGAGUUAAUUAAUUAUGGAUGUUGUACAUUUUAAAAUUUAUGAUAUUCGCUCUUUUAUAUAAUAGAGUGAGUCUUUCAAAAAGUUCCACGUAGAAACAAACGGCAUUAGCAUGGAAGCUUUUGCGAAUACCGCGACAGAAGCAGCUAAGUUUAUCGGCGUAUUAUUGUGGCAUUCAGGGAAACUCGGAGCAUUCGGUUCUGGUACAGAAUCUGUUGUGAUUGCUGUAAAGAACGAAGAGCUACAUGUACAGUUUCUUGCUUGGUACUGCAUACGCGACGGAAAAUACGAGAUAAAACUGCAAACGAAAUAUGUCAGAAGGGUAAGUACUGCUAUAUUCAUUGUAAAAAUUUUGAAAUCCACAGAAUGGAAAUUGUAUAGGCCUUUAUUGGAAAUAAAAUCGAUUUUGGAUUACCCAUAAUACAGUAAUUGUAUAUUUCCAUACUAUGGAUGCAUAUCUAAAUACUGUGGAUAUACUAUGGAUUUAUUGAAGCAAAAUUGCAAAUCUCAUUGUAUGGAUUUCACAUCCCCCCCCCCCCACACCCAGUGAUUAGUGCAUAAAUGAAUGUCAAAUAGAUUUUAUUCUGUGAUAACUGAUUUGUUAUGUGAUCUAUUUACCUCACUUGUGGACCAGUUCUUUUCCUGGCCUGUUAUUUUUUCUAGGCAUAUCAUCUGAAACCAAUACUUGUUGCAAUGUAAACAAGUCACAAAUACACUGGCCUAGUCAAGUCUCCAAAUUGCCUAUUAUGCAUUUAGGCUAACAGAGAUUGUGAUGUUUGAGGGCAAAUGAAGCCGCUUACCUUAAAACAAUGAGUUAUCCACAUUCCACAACAAUAUUUUCACAAGCAUACAAAGUGUGACAAUUUUCAAACCUCUACUUUGAGAAUCAAAGUACUCUCAGGGCCCAAUUACAUGGAGCAUUUUUAACCCCGGGGUUGAACUCAGCCCUGUUUAGUGGGUUGAAAUUUCAGCACUGUAUGUAAUAUAAAACUCAAUCAAAUCAAACGUCCGAUUAUGUUACAAAAUUUUCAACCCAGGGCCAAUUUCAAGUUUUCAACCCCAGGGUUGAAAUUUAAACCCUGCUUCAGCUAUUGUAGCAAUCAUGCCGGGGGUUGAAUACAAGACCUGGGUUAAAAAUGUUUGUCAUGUUAUCAUUUAAACCCAGGGCUGAAAUUAUCAUGAGUUUUUUGAGCAUGCAUGGUAGUGACUAUUUAUUACAAGAAUUCAAAACAUAAUGAAGGGAAUGUAAGUAUAGCAUUUCAACCUAUCUGGUUGAAAUUGUCCAUGUAAAAAAAAUUCUACUCGGUUACCAGGGCUGAGUUCAACCCCUGGGGUUGAAAGUUCCCCAUGUAUAAUCAGCCUUUUGAGAUUUUAACUAUAGGUUGGAUUGAUAAUAAUGGGUCAGUUCAAAGUUAAUUAAAUUAUUUAAAAAGCAUACACUAGUGCCGCCGCCAUCCCCCCGCUCUCCUCUCACAACAUCUGUUUUCAUAUGCAUGUCCUAUCAGCCCAUGUUUAUGUUCUAAAAUGUUAGAUGAAAAUUAUAUACUUUCUUAAAGUUAUAUACAGUAUAUAUAUUUAUAAUAUAGCAUUUGUAAAUUCUGAACGCUGAUUGGCUAAGAGCCGUGUUGAUAUAACUCAAUGUCAACACGGGAAAUUUUCCGCCGCUUGUAAACACGGAAAUUUUUCUUAUCCGUCGAGCUUUUGACAUCGCUAUAUUAUAAAAAAAAUAUAAAACAUUUUUUCCGUAUUGAUAUAUAGUUAUAUCAACACUCGUGGAAGUUGGGAAAACUCGAUUGUGUGGAAACACUCCGCCCUUCGUGUUUCCAUACAAUUUCUUGUUUUCCCAAUUCCACUCGUGUUGAUAUAACUGUAUAUCAACACGGAAAAUGUUUUAUAUUUGUUAAAUAUAAGCGCAACACACAACAAAAAUACAUGCACAUCUAUUAUAAAAGUUGUGAAUAUGACAUUUUUAUACCGUAUUUACAUUUUCAGAAAUGUUCAACCACACAGAAAUAUGCAGUAACAUGAAUAAUUUUAAAUUUCAGGAAUUCUUAUCCAUAGAAAGUAUAACACCACUUCAAACUCUAGUAACCCCCACUCAAGAAAUACAGGCAGUGUUGACAGGUGAUAAUGUGACUGAUGUAUUGCAACAGGUGUUUGGUUACAGUUCUUUUCAGCCAGGUCAAGAGGAAACAAUAAGAACUAUUUUGGAUGGUUCUGAUACUUUUGUGGUUAUGCCUACAGGUGGUGGUAAAACUUUAUGCUAUGCAAUACCAGCAAUUAUAUCCAAAGGACUCACAAUAGUAGUGACACCUUUGCUGGCACUAAUGGAUGACCAAGUUAGAAGAUUAAGAGCAAAAAAGAUUAAUGUUUGUUACAUAAAUUCAAGAAUGACGGAACAAGAAAAAGAUGUUGUGAUCCAUUGUCUCUCACAACAAGAAUGCCCAUACGACAUAUUACUCAUCACUCCUGAAGCAUUGGUAAGCCCCGAAUUUCAAGCUGUUGUCAUGAAAAUGUCAAGAACAAGAAAUUUGGCAAGAAUUAUUGUAGAUGAGGCACACUGUGUAGACACAUGGGGAAAUGAUUUUAGGCAAAGUUACUCACAGUUAUCAAUGUUUAAGGAUCACAGCAUUCAGAUGGUUGCAUUUACCGGUACAGCUACUGAAAUUACAGUGCAGCGCAUUAUUGAAAGUCUCCAACUUGACAGUCCACACACAGUGCGAGUAUCACUAGAAAGACCAAAUUUGUCUUUUACAGUAGCAGAAAAGAGAGAAAGUAAAUCAAUGGAAAACAUUACAGACAAAAUUGUUAAAGAAUAUUCAGGAAAGUGUGGAAUAGUUUAUUGUUUUUCGACACGAGACACUUUGGAUAUGGCUUAUAAUCUUAAACAACGAGGAAUUAAGGCUGUUUACUAUCAUGGACAACUAGACUUGUUUGAGAAGGACAGCAAUGCAACUAUGUGGUUAGAAAGUAGAGCUGAUGUCAUAUGUGCAACAAAUGCAUUUGGUAUGGGCAUUGAUAAGAAAGAUGUCAGAUUUGUAAUUCACCAUUCUAUGCCCAAAUCAAUGGAGGAAUACUUCCAGGAAGCUGGAAGGGCUGGAAGAGAUGGCGCUCCAGCACACUGCACCUUGUUCUUUAGAUUUCAAGAUAGAGUUAAACAUCUGAAGCAUAUAAGCGAAAUUGAAGAUGGAUCUCACAGAACAUGUGCAAAGAAAAGGCUUGAUGGAAUCACAAAGUUUUGCAUUGGGAAGGAAUGCAGGAAGCAAGCAAUGCUCCGCUACUUCAAUGACCAACAUCAUAAUGAUCCAUGUCAAGUAUGUGAUGCCUGUAUUAACUCAUCUGAACAGUUAACAGACAUGACAGAGACAGCAAAUGGUCUCAUUAAUUGUGCAUUAGAGAUUCUUGCAAUGCAACCAAAGGUGUCUUCAAAAUACAUUAUUUCGGUAUACCGGGGUCAUAAAACAAAAGAAAUUGUCACAAAAGGCUUACACACCCUACCUUCAUUUGGGAAAGGUAAGGAAGUUUUCAAGAAUGACAAGGGCGCAUUAAAGCUUUUGCAUUUAUUAAUUUCAAUGGGAAUCUUAAUAGAGAACCUUUCUUUAGCUGAAAAUCAGUCAACACCAUUUAUUACUGUAGAUGAAAAUUAUCAACUUCAACUUUCAAAUGGCUCGAUUGUUAUAAAAAUGUAA